This is a messenger RNA of Neltuma alba, 1257 nucleotides long. RefSeq lists its product as uncharacterized. NCBI's taxonomy places the organism in Eukaryota, Viridiplantae, Streptophyta, Magnoliopsida, Fabales, Fabaceae. The record is from RefSeq and is a predicted model, not a curated record. The transcript has a single exon. Bases 291 to 1250 code for a protein of 319 amino acids.
AAUAUAAAAAGGCUUCUUCUUCACUCACUCUCACUAGGUGCCAGUCCAUUUGCCAGUUUGGACUCCCUUUUUAAAAAAAUCCCUUGAAUGCUGCCAAUCACACCAAGCAGCAUCUAAGCUUUCAUCCUGCCUCUCCCCUCUGAGCCUGUGACUCUGACCUCAUCUCUCUCCCUCUCUCUCUCUCUCUCUCAUGUUACAAUUUGCCGCCGAUCCUCUACUUCUGCUUCAUCUUCCUGCUGUAACCAAGACCUGGGCUUGACCACCCAGAAAGGGCGGCAUCAUCAAGAGCUAUGCAAGACUCAAUUGGUAUUCCUGCUUGUUUUUCUUCUGCAGAGAAUGAUCACGUGGCUGUGACUCGCUCGGGCCAGAGCGUUUUCGUGUCUGUGUACAGAACAAAAAUUGCUGAUCAAUGCCGCUUGAUCACCAUUACUUGGUGUAAAAACUUGCUGCUUCAUGGCCUGUCAGUAUCGGUGGAAGGUCUGGAAGGAGAAACACAGUACGCCUGCAAGGUCGAGCUUAAGCCAUGGUACUUUUGGAGGAAACACGGUUCCAAACGAUUCGUGGUAGAUGGGAAACCUGUUGAUGUCUUCUGGGACCUUAAAGCUGCCAAAUUUAACGGGGAGACAGAACCAACCUCGGAGUACUAUGUUGCAGUGGUCUGCGAUGGAGAGGUUGUUCUGCUCCUCGGCGAUCUGAAGAAUGAUGCCUACAAAAGGACGGGAUGUAGGCCAUCUCUUAUUGAUCCCAUUUUGGUUUCAAGGAAAGAGCAUAUUUUCGGGAAGAAGAAGUUCUCAACCAGAGCUAAGUUCCACGAGAGAGGUAGAUGCCAUGAGAUCUCUAUUGAGUGCAAGAACAGGGGAAGUGGAUCGAGAAAUGGCAACAAAGCAAAUGGGGUUGAACCAGAGAUGGAGAUAAGGAUCGAUGGCCAUUUGGCCAUUCACGUAAAGCAUUUACAGUGGAAAUUUAGAGGCAACGAGUCAAUUCAUCUCAACAAAAUGAGAGUGGAGGUAUAUUGGGAUGUGCAUGAUUGGCUCUUUAGUCCUGGUUUAAAGCAUGCUUUAUUCAUUUUCAAGCCAGUUUUCUCAUCUACAUCUCAAUCGUCCCUAUCAUCUUCAUCCCCUCCAGUAUCAUCUUCAUCAUCGACUCCAGCAUCAACUCACACUGUUUGUUCAGGAUCGGUGGAGGGACUAACAACUCUGGGUGGGUCAUCAGAAUUUUGUUUGUUUCUCUAUGCUUGGAAGGUUGAAUGAAAGAAAU